Molecule: messenger RNA, 1488 nt
Organism: Eucalyptus grandis
Lineage: Eukaryota; Viridiplantae; Streptophyta; Magnoliopsida; Myrtales; Myrtaceae
Product: probable F-box protein At4g22030
Exons: 2
Coding region: 1-1488 (495 amino acids)
Source: RefSeq, a predicted model, not a curated record
AUGGCGUUGUCCCAUACAAAGGAGUACCAGUGGACCCGCGUCCUCUUCUUCCCGAUGAAGUUCCACGCCGAUGCCAUAGUGAAUUGGCCCGAAGAGCUUCCUCGCCAACAGCAACGAUCCGGGUCAUUCGUCGUGGUCGGAAGAGAUUCUCAACCAAACCCUCUCGAAACCCACGACACAAGACAGAUCGCCUCCAUUGAUGGCCGCUUUGCAAGCUUCCUCACUCUUGAUCCCUUCUUCCUCUUCGGGUUCUCCUUCGAAGAGAAGGGUCUCCGCUUCAAUCCAUGUCCCGAAGCUCCUAAACUCCGCCUCUCUGAUGCGAGCUCGGCGAUGACGCGGAAGCUGGUGGAGGAGUUCAGCAACAGGAACGGUUACACCAUCACGGAGCCCUUGCAAAUGGAGGUCGUGGAGAAAGUUAGUCCUUCUGAGCGGCGCCGUUCCCCUAGCCGAUCGCCUACUUCUUCUGUCGAAACAACCACGAAGCUCUAUGCGAUCCUGGAGGCUGUUGAAGAUAGAGUGGAGAUGCACGAUAACAUCGGCAAGCAGCGGGACAACUGGAACAAGCUCCUAUUGAACUCGGUCAACAUGAUGACCCUCACUGCCACCACCACGGCGGCCAUGGCUGCGGCUGUGCCGGCUCCAUCACUGAAAGCAUGCUCUGCUCUCUUAUUUACUGCCGCCACCGGGAUGUCGCUCGUGAUGAGCAAAAUCCAGCCCUCGCAGCUGGCUGAAGAGCAACGCAAUGCCUCGAGGUUGUUCAAGCAGCUUCAGAGCGAGAUAAAGUCGAUGCUCGUGCAGCAAUCUCCGACUGAGUCAGACGUUAAGGAGACGAUGGAGAAGGUGCUGGCGCUUGAUAGAGCUUUUCCGCUGGCUCUGCUUGGAAAGAUGAUCGAGAAGUUCCCUGCGAAAUUUGAGCCCGCUGUGUGGUGGCCAAUGGUUUCCGGCCACCACCGCCAAUCCCAAGGGCACAAAACCUUCACGAACACUGAGCGAAACGGAUGGAGCGAGGAGCUGGCAGUGGAGAUGAGAGCAAUCGUCCAAGUCCUCAAGAGCAAAGACAAGAAAGACUACUUGAGGCUCGGAAAUUUAGCUCUAAAAUUGAAUAAGACGUUGGCGGUUUUGGGUCCCCUACUCACUGGGAUCGCCGCAGCCACCUCGACCUAUGGUGGCUCGACAGCCACAACAGUGGCAGCCAUUGCUGGUGCCAUGGCGGCAAUCAUCAAUGGCUUCGAGCAUGGAGCACAAGUCGGCAUGGUCGUUGAGAUGUACAGAAACAACGCGGGGUUCUUCAAGCUCAUGGAAGAGACGAUCGAAGCGACGCUCGAGGAGAGAGACUACGAUAAGCGAGAGAAGGCAGAGAUGUUCGAGAUGAAGGUGGCGAUGAAGCUGGGGCGGAGCUUGUCGCAGCUUCGAGACCUGGCAAGAAAAUCAAUGGCUUCUUGUCUACAAGGGACUGAGGUGGACGAGUUCGGAAGCAAGCUUUUCUGA